Molecule: messenger RNA, 810 nt
Organism: Tricharina praecox
Lineage: Eukaryota; Fungi; Ascomycota; Pezizomycetes; Pezizales; Pyronemataceae
Product: 40S ribosomal protein S18
Exons: 3
Coding region: 197-664 (155 amino acids)
Biological process (GO): translation
Cellular component (GO): cytosol; ribosome; small ribosomal subunit
Molecular function (GO): RNA binding; structural constituent of ribosome
Source: RefSeq, a predicted model, not a curated record
AUCUCCAGUCAAUCAGUCGCACAAUCCCCAGACAGCAGUCAUACGCCGCCGCCCCACAGCGCACAACGCACAGCCCAGCAACUUCGGGUUUGAGACUAUCGCAGCAAGAAGUAUCCAGCCCAACAACAUUUACGACAACCCCACGCCAAACGACAAUCCCGACGAGUCCCGGCGAACGACCACAUCGUUGCCCAUCAUGUCUCUCGUCAGCGGCGAAAAGUCGAACUUCCAGUUCAUCCUUCGUCUUCUCAACACCAACGUUGAUGGAAAGCAAAAGGUCAUGUACGCCUUGACUAAGAUCAAGGGUGUCGGACGCCGAUACUCCAACUUGGUCUGCAAGAAGGCCGAUGUCGACUUGAACAAGCGCGCUGGUGAACUUACCACCGAAGAACUUGAGCGUAUCGUCACCAUCAUCCAGAACCCGACCCAGUACAAGAUCCCCGCCUGGUUCCUCAACCGACAGCGCGACAUCGUCGACGGCAAGAACUACCAGAUUCUCGCCAACGGAGUCGACUCCAAGCUCCGUGACGACCUGGAGCGGCUGAAGAAGAUCCGCGCCCACCGUGGUCUCCGACACUACUGGGGCCUGCGUGUCCGUGGUCAGCACACCAAGACCACUGGUCGUCGCGGCAGGACCGUCGGUGUCUCCAAGAAGAAGGGUUAAGCGUAUCGCUUCGGAUUUGGGAUUUUUACGGCGUGUUGGGGUUGUGGAAACUUCUUUUUCUGGGGAGGGGACCACGCUGGCUUUUUUUUUCGGUGAUGUUUCGAUCAAAAUAAAAAAGAAAUGGUCAUCGAUAUCAUGACUCCGCG